AUGGCCACUGUUCCCCUUGGCUUCAACAUCGACAACCCACGCUGGGACCAGAGCACCUUCCUGGGGCGCCUGAAGCAUUUUCUCAACAUCACUGACCCACGGACAGUGCUGGUGCCGGAGGAGGAGCUGGAUCAGGCCAAGGCCCUGGUGGAAAGCUGCAGGGCCGGGCUGGUGCCACCAGGAAGCAGCCAGGAGCAGCUGCUGUAUGCCAAGAAGCUGUACGACUCAGCCUUCCACCCUGACAGCGGUGAGAAGAUGAACCUCAUCGGGAGGAUGUCCUUCCAGGUGCCAGGGGGCAUGGCCAUCACUGGCUGCAUGCUCCAGUUCUAUCGGACGGUGCCAGCUGUGGUUUUCUGGCAGUGGGUGAACCAGUCCUUCAACGCCUUCGUCAACUACACCAACCGCAACGCUGCUUCCCCCAUCUCUCUGGGGCAAAUUGGAGUGGCUUACAUCACGGCCACUGGUGCAGCCCUGGCCACGGCAGUGGGACUCAACCUCUACACCAAGCGAGCACCCCCCUUGCUGGCCCGCUGGGUCCCCUUUGCGGCCGUGGCUGCUGCCAACUGUGUCAAUAUCCCCAUGAUGCGGCAACAGGAGAUCAUCAACGGGAUCACAGUGACAGAUGGGGACAACAAUGAGCUUGGCUGCUCCAGGAGAGCAGCAGCGAAGGGCAUCGUGCAGGUUGUGGUCUCCAGGAUCACCAUGGCAGCACCAGGCAUGAUUAUUUUGCCCAUCAUCAUGGAGCGUCUGGAGAAAUUCACCUUCAUGCAGCGGAUCCGCGCUCUCCAUGGGCCUCUGCAGGUGCUGCUCUGUGGGGGCUUCCUCCUGUUCAUGGUGCCAGCAGCCUGCGCCCUCUUCCCACAGAGAUGCUCCCUUGCACUGGCUGACCUUGAGCUGGAGCUACGUGACAGCAUUGUGGCCAAGCACGGAGACAAAGUGCCAUAUGUCUAUUUUAACAAGGGUCUGUGAAUGGAGACUACCUCAGGAGCCAUCGCACCCCUCCAGCCUCCUGCCACCACCAG
Messenger RNA from Acanthisitta chloris (rifleman), 1022 nucleotides. It is a transcript of the gene SFXN2, whose product is annotated as sideroflexin 2. The record is from RefSeq and is a predicted model, not a curated record. The coding region runs from base 1 to 969 and encodes 322 amino acids. Gene Ontology annotation, cellular component: mitochondrial inner membrane. Lineage: Eukaryota; Metazoa; Chordata; Aves; Passeriformes; Acanthisittidae. Gene Ontology annotation, biological process: monoatomic ion transport; serine import into mitochondrion. Gene Ontology annotation, molecular function: monoatomic ion transmembrane transporter activity. The transcript has 11 exons.